This is a messenger RNA of Cajanus cajan (pigeon pea), 6343 nucleotides long. RefSeq names its product TGN-related, localized SYP41 interacting protein (gene TNO1). NCBI's taxonomy places the organism in Eukaryota, Viridiplantae, Streptophyta, Magnoliopsida, Fabales, Fabaceae. The record is from RefSeq and is a predicted model, not a curated record.
UUUGUUUGGUUCUCACACUGCUAUUUCAGGUUUUUGUAGUCAAUUUCGUUUUAGGGUUUCUCUUCUGAAAAAAAGAAGAAGAUAUAUAUUGGCUCGUUUGGUUUAUUUAAGAUUGGAUUGAUUUGUCGAGAUUUGAUUUUGGAUUUAAUUGGUUUUAGUGCUUUUUAAGUUAUCGUUUGCGUAUUGUAAUUGAAACAGAAAUUGCAGAUCCAAAUCUUGUGUAGGAGUGAGGAAUUUGAAUGUUGAGAUGUCUGAUAAUCACGUAGCGGAGCAGCAUUCGGAUUCGGGUCCUCGUGUGGGGCACGACCAAUCAAAUGCGGAUACCGAAUCAAACACUGAUACUUUUCAAGAUCAGGGGGAGCGUGUUGAUCCCAGAGAUGGAGUUGAGGGGGACCAUGAAGAUGGAAAAUCUGCAGAGGAUACUGCCAGAGAUGACAUGUUUGUUGAUUGCCCUGAUGAGUUAACCACAUUUGAUGGUAGGCAAAAGGAGGAAGAAGCUGAAGCUGCAGCUGCGAAAAAUGAAGAUGACGUGUCGGACGAAAAUCAAGUUAUGCAUCAACAACAGAGGCAUUCUGUUGAAUUGCGCAAUGGAGUGGGAGAUGCUUACUCCCCAGCCCAGCUGGAGGAAGCUGAUCCUGAAAAAGAAAGUAUUUUGCAGGAAUACCAGGAAGAAAGACAAACUGUCACUCGGGGAGUGCUUGAUCUUCAUUGUCAGCUAAAGACUCUCACUGGUCAACAGAAUGAAGCUAAAGUUGGAGAUAGGGAAGUGACUGAUGUUCCAUUGAGGGAGAUGAUAAAAGAAUGUAUGGAGUUUGUGAAAACUGCCUCAGAAGAGCGAUCAAACAGUGAAACCACUGUAAGUAAUCUUCGUGAACAUCUAUCUGUGAAGGACCGUGAGAUAGAGGAUCUUAAUUCAAAGCUUGCUCAAUUGAUGGCGUCUAAUGAAAGUUUGCAGGCUUCACCUGAAGCUCAGCCUGAAAAAGAUCGUAAUGUUGAGAUUGUGAUAGAUAAGAUGAUAUCCUCUCUUGCAUCAGUUGUUACUCGAGAGCAAGUAUUGGAUGAUACUAUUAACGGGAAAAUAGAUUAUAUUGAGGAAGGCACUGCACAUUUAAUUGAAAAGUAUAAUCAGAUUCUUUAUGAAAUUUAUCAGCUUGGGCAAUCUUUCUCUGAGGUAGGAUUCGAUACUAAAGAACAGGAAUAUGGGAACAUACUUGCUGAUGCUCGUGGUGGGUUACUGGAGCUCAAAAGAAAGGAAACAGAAUUGGUUGAAAAACUGGCUCAGUUAGAAGAUGAAAACCGGAAACUGGUGGACAAUCUUGACAAGGAAAAGGUGAAAAUAGGGACAUUAAAUUCUGAACUUGGAAAUCUGAAAAUGGAGCUUGAGCAGGAAAAGGUUAAAUGUACUAAUACCAAAGAAAAGCUUAGUAUGGCUGUGACAAAAGGAAAGGCUUUGGUACAGCAGCGAGAUUCAUUAAAGAUGUCUCUGGCUGAUAAAUCCAGUGAGCUUGAGAAAUGUUUGAUUGAAUUGCAAGAGAAGUCAGUUGCACUUCAAGCUGCUGAACUUGUUAAGGAGGAGUUGGUCCAACGUGAAGAUAUGGUUGGGUCCCUGCAGAACUCAUUAGAGGAAAAGAAUGCAAUUUUGGAGCAAGUGGAAGAAAUCUUAUCUCUUGCCAAACCUGAUGAAAAUGAAAUGGUUGAUGUGUCAGAGAGACUAAGUUGGCUUGUGGAUGAAAGAAAUACACUGAAGGAUGCCUUCCUAGAGUUAUGCAAUGUGAAGGAAGCUCUAUCUCUAGUGGACCUUCCAGAGCCUGUUUCAUCAUCUGAUUUGGAAUCCCAAAUGAAUUGGCUUAUGGAUUCUUUUCUUAGGGCCCGGGAUGAUAUGCAUACUCUACAGGAACAAAUUUCCACAAUCAAGGAAGAAUCUUGCAAGUAUAUUGAUCGCCUGAGUGUUUCUCUUUUGCUGGAGUUACAGGAAAAAGAUUAUCUUCUGUCAGAAUUAAAUGAUUUGAGGUUCGAAUAUGAUGAACUUGUUGGCAAGAACAAUCAGAUUUCUCUGGAGAAGGAUCAGAUAGUGAAUACAUUAGUCGAUCUUUGUGGCCUGAACAUUGAAGAGGAAGCGAUUGAUCAAAUCUCUUCCAACACUUCUACAAUCGCCAAUUUAUGCUUUCAAGUUAUAAAAGAACAGAGUGGUCCCUUCUCUAGAGGAUCUCAUAUUGAUGCGGAGUUGUCUGACAGGAUUCAAAGUCUCUUGUAUGUUAGAGAUCAGGGAUUAAUGCUCUAUGAAGAUAUACUGGAAGAAGAGAUGCUACUUAGAUCAGAUGUGAGUAAGCUGUCAAAUGAGUUGAAAGUGGCAUCUGAGGCAAUUAUAGCAAUGAAAGAGGAAAGGAGUUCUCUGCUGCAAGAUCUUGAACGAUCAGAGGAGAAGAUUGCCAUGCUUAGGGAUAAGUUGUCGAUGGCAGUUAAGAAAGGAAAGGGGCUGGUUCAAGAUAGGGACAAUCUAAAAGGUCUUCUAAAUGAAAAGAACUCAGAGAUUGAGCAGUUGAAGAUUGAUUUACAGAAGCAAGAAUCUGCAGUUUCUGAAUACAGGGAGGAGAUCAACAGAUUGUCUAAUGAUGUGGAAAGCAUUUCGAAGCUGGAGGCUGAUCUUCUUGAAAUGAAAAGGGACAGGAAUCAGUUUGAACAGUUCUUAACAGAGAGCAAUAACAUGUUGCAGAAAGUGAUGGAGUGUAUUGAUGGUAUUGUUCUUCCAGUUGAUCCAGUUUUUGAUGAACCAAUAGAAAAGGUGAAGUGGCUUGCUGGUUAUGUCAGCGAAUGCCAAGAUGCUAAGGUACGUGUAGAACAAGAGUUGCAUCUAGAGAAGGAGAAGGUCAGUGUACUUGAAAUUAAAUUAGCAGAAGCCCAAGCAACUGUAAAAUCCCUUGAACAGGAAUUAUUAUCUUCAGAUGACAAUGUUUCUCAACUUGCUGAAGAAAAAACAGAGUUAGAACGUGGGAAGGCAAAAGUUGAGGAAGAGUUAAGUAAAGUUAAAGAAAAAAUUGCUGAGGUUUGUAGCACUACUAAGUCACUUGAAGAUGCCUUGUCACAAGCAGAAAAAGAUAUUUCUAUUCUUUCCGAAGAGAAACAGCAGACUCAAGUUAGUAGAGUUGCUGCAGAGCGAGAGUUAGAGAGUGUUAAAGAUGAAGCACUCAAGCAAACAAGCAAACUGGCAGAGGCCUACAGGACCAUAAAGGAUCUAGAAGAUAAACUAUCUCAGGUUGAGGAUAAUGUCAAUUUAUUGACUGAAAAGUAUAAUGCCGAUCAAAUUGUGAAGAAUGACAUGGAAAAUGAAUUGAAGAAGCUGCAAGAUGAAGCUGCAAAUCACGAUAGCAAAUUGGUAGGUGCCUCUGAAACUAUAAAAUCACUGGAGGGUGCAUUAUCAAAGGCACAAGAUGAUAUUUCUGCCUUAGAAGAUGCAAAUAAAAUUGCAAAACAGGAGAUAUCUUCCCUUGGUUUUAAGUUAAAUUCAUGCAUGGAUGAGUUGGCUGGAAAGAAUGGCAGCUUAGAAAACAGGUCCUUACAGCUCGUUGAACUUCUUAAUGAUCUUCAGGUGCUCAUGAAAGACACUACUCUAUUUCCCAGAAUAAAACAAUGCUUUGAGAGGAAAUGUGAGACCCUGAAGAACAUGAAUCUUGUUGUGAACAAAAUAAGAGAUAAUGUUGCCUUGACUGCAAAUGAAUCAAAAGAAGAGCUUGUGAUGGAGGAAAAUCCACUUGUGGGAAAAACAUUCUUGGAUGGCCUUGAAACUUUUGAAAUUGAACUAGACAAUAGAGAGGUCGAGGGUGCCGAUAUUGACACCAUAAUCUCAUUAUUUGAAAAUAUUGCGAAAGGAUUUCAUUUCAGAAACAAACACAUUGCAGAUAAGUUUGAUGAAUUUUCGGAUUCUAUGGAUGAGUUUAUUUCUCCUCUCCAUGAAAAACUACUGGAAACAGAGACCAUCUCAACAGCUAUUGUUGGGCACAUGGAAAUUAUGAAAGAAAAAACAAAUACAAUGGAGAAGUUGAAAGAAGACCAGGAAAACAUUAUUGCCACAUUAGAAAAUAAUGUCAGUGUAUUGCUAUCUGCAUGCAUUGAUUCUACUGUUGCACUUCAGACUGAAGUUGACAAGAAUCUUGGGCAGGCAGGCUCCAUUUCUGAUGUUAAGUUAAACCUUGAAGCAGGUGCACAAGAAGAACAUCAGAAGAACAGCAAAUAUGUGGAAGCCACACAAAAUUUGAUGAAUGCUUCUAGAAAAGCUCAAACUUUGAUUGAACAGUUCAAAUGUAGAAGUGAGCAGGUAGAUGCAACAAUUGAAGAUUUGCAGAAUAAAUUGAAAGAAACAACAGAUGCUUUUAAACUAGUGACAGAUGAGAGAGACUUGAAUAAAAACAGAGUUUUGGAGCUGGAGUCUGACAUUCAAGCACUACAAAGUGCUUGUGGUGAGCUUAAGGAUAAGUUAGAGGGUUAUCGUGCCCUAGAAGAAAAAAUCGAGGAAAAAGAGGCUGAGAUUUCAUCAAUGCACAAUGCUUUUAAAUUAGUCACAGAAGAGAGAGACUUGAAUAAAAACAGAGUUUUGCAGCUGGAGUCUGAUAUUCAAUCACUGCAAAAUGCUUGUAGUGAGCUUAAGAAUAAGUUAGAGGGUUAUCGCAUCCUAGAAGAAAAGUUGGAGGAAAAAGAGUCUGAGAUUUCAUCAAUGCGCAAUGCUUUUGAAUUAGUCACAGAUGAGAGAGACUUUAAUAAAAACAGAGUUUUGCAGCUGGAGUCUGAUAUUCAAUCAGUGCAAAAUGCUUGUAGUGAGCUUAAGGAUAAAUCAGAGGGUUAUCAUGCCCUAGAAGAAAAAUUGGAGGAAAAAGAGGCUGAGAUUUCAUCAAUGCACAAUGCUUUGUUGGCAAAAGAAGAAGAAAGCUCCCUCCUUCCAGCAUCUCAAAUGAGAGAUCUCUUUGACAAGAUAGAUAGGUUCAAAAUCCCUAUUGUAGAGUCUGAAGAAGAUGAUUUGGAGCCACAUACUUCAGCUCCUAUGAAAAAACUCUUUUACAUUAUUGAUAGUGUUACAAGGUUGCAUAAUCAAAUAAACUCUGUGUCUCAUGAUAAAGAAAAGCUGCAAUCAAUCCUUGAAACUAAGGAUCUUGAAAUUCAGGAUCUGAAGGAGGAAGUCAAACAGCUCAAUAGAAAUUAUGAAGACUCAAAAAUGAUCAAGAAUGAAUUGUCUGAGCUCACCUAUUUAUUAGAAAAAAUUAUGGAUAUUUUGGGAGCCAGUGAAUGGGUAAUAGAUAGAAAAUCUAAAGGUGUAAAGGAAUUAAUGCCAGCUUUGGAAAAGCAUAUCAAUGGCAUUCUAUCAGAAUCUGAAAAUUCAAAAUCAAAGGCCCUGGAACUUGAUAUUAAGUUAGUUGGCAGUCAGAAGAUUAUUGAUGAAUUAAGGACAAAGGUUAAAUUACUUGAAGAUUCACUCCAAGAUAGGACUUCUCAACCAGACAUUGUCCAGGAGAGGAGCAUAUAUGAAGCAUCCUCGUUAGCUUCUGGAUCUGAAAUAACUGAAGUUGAAGAGGGAUCACUUGGCAAGAAACCAAUUUCUCCUGUCCCACCGGCUGCUCAUGUGCGGAAUAUGCGAAAAGGAUCUACUGAUCAUCUAGCACUUGAUAUUAGUUUGGAGUCUGAUAAUUUGAUCAAGAGGGCAGAUAAGGAUGAAGAUAAAGGCCAUCUAUUCAAGUCUCUGAACACUUCUGGAUUUGUACCGAAACAGGGAAAGCUCAUUGCAGAUCGUAUUGAUGGACUCUGGGUAUCUGGUGGUAGGGUUCUUAUGAGUCGUCCUAGAGCAAGAUUAGGGCUUAUUGGUUAUGUGCUUAUCUUGCAUAUGUGGCUACUGGUGACGAUCUUGUAGAAGAGUUGUGAUCAAACCUACCUGGACUGCUCAAAAUUGAAGGUCCUGCAUCUGCAAAUUGUAUUAUAGAUAUAAAAGUGUCCCUUUUUAUUCGUGUCUUUCUUUUUGCUUCCUAAUGAAGCCUAACCUGUUUUUCUCUAGUCUCGUCAAAUCCACUAUUUGUUCUCUCUGCAAUCACAUUUUAGGGAUUCAGAGAUUCUGGUCUUCAAUGUUUGGGCUCAUUUUUUGGUAGCCUUCUUUCUUUAAAAACAAAGCCCCUCCAUUGUAUUGGCCUAAAGUUGUUUUAAUAUUAAAGGAUGUGGUGGGUAGAAAAUAGGUAGAUGAAUUUUUUCGCAUGUUAAUGUAAUAAAAAUGUAGAACGAUUUUAAGAUUGAUUCAUUUAUACCUCAAGCAGUGAAUCAAAAUGAAGAUACAGAUACCAAUGAAGGGUAAUUCAUUUCUAUUUUUGAA